CUUGACCACUCCUUGUUUUUUCCCGAGGAAACCAAAAGGAAAAUCAACCCAUUGCAUUUUCUUCCACAUUUUCCCGGGAAAAAAAACGAUAUAAAGGCUCAUUGACUUGAAGAAAAGCAUGUCUUCUUCUUCCUCUGUGAACAACUGACAACCCUUUGUGGUUACCAGCCCUUUUUGAUGGAUUUUUGAGCUGUUUUGAGGCUUACUGAGUCUGCUGUUUGGAUUCUGAAAUAUCUCUGCUGUUGUUCUUUAGAAAUUUUGAUUUUGAUUUUUGAGCCGCUGAUCCAGAGACUUGCAAGAGAACCGAAUGAGGGUUGAAUGAGGGUUGCUUGUUCUCUCAGUUUUGUUUGAAGGUUGCUUGGCUGUUCAUUGGUGUCUGGAGAGUAGAGAAAUUGAGUCAAAGGAUAAAGAGCUACACGAACCUCCCUCUUUGGUUUGAAUAAGAAGAUUUGGCAUAGGAAUAGCUAUAACAAUGGAGUUCAUACCAAUAGGAACCAUCUUAACCGUGCUCCUGAGCCAGGUCAACAAAACAGCUCAAGCUGCAAAGGAUAUUGUUUUCGAAAAGGAGAGUUUCAAGGCUCUCUCAGAGCACCUUUCUGACAUCAAGCCAGUCUUAGAGGAAUUACAACACCAAAAACUCAACGAUUCACAAGCAGCAAGGCAGGCUUUGGAAUUCCUCGAAGCCGAUGUGAGAAAAGCCAACAACUUGGUUGAAAACUACAAAAACCGUGCCCGUUUCUACUUACUUGUCAAAUGCCGGAACAUAGUCAAAGAAGUGCAAGAUGUCACAAGGGAUAUCGGAAGGUCUUUGGCUGCUUUAUCUCUUGUAAACAUUGAAGUCCUUUCGGGGAUAUCUGAACAAGUGAAUAGGUUACAAAAUGAAAUGCAAAGGGCGGAAUUUGAAGCUUCUCAUUCUCGUCUUGAAAUUGUCGACAAGUUGAAUCAGGGUCUUACUGAUAAUAAACUUGACCAGGAUUUUGCAAACGACAUGCUGAAAGAAAUAGCAAAGGCAGUUGGGGUGGCGGUGGAGCCCUCAGAGAUAAGCAAAGAGCUGGAAAGCUUUAGAAGGGAAAAGGAAGAAGCUGCCAAUAGGAAAGAAAGAGCUGAAGUCUUCUUUUUGAAUCAGGUUAUUGAGUUGCUCUCGCGCGCUGAUGCUGCAAGAGAUUUCGAGCAAAUCAGGAAACAAUACUUUCAACGACUUAAGGUGAUAGAGAGUUAUGAUCCAAAAGAUGAAUGUAUUCGGCCAUUUAAAGCGUUCUUAUGUUGCAUCAACAGAACAGUGAUGGAUGAUCCUGUUAGCCUUUGUACUGGAACUGCUUGUGAGAGGACAGCACUUGAAGCUUGGUUUAAGCGCGGAGAGAAAACUGAUCCAGAAACUGGUGAUCCACUUGAGGAUUUUUCUUAUAGGUCUAACAUUCAACUCAGACAGUCGAUUCAAGAGUGGAAAGAACUUAAUUACUGUGUUAAAAUCAGAUCAUGCAAGGUAAAACUGCUGUCAGAAAUUGACUCGUCUGUGGAGGCGGCCCUGGACCAGAUGCAGGAGCUUAUGAAGGAGAAUUCAGUUAACAGAGACUGGAUUUCAAUUGGGGGUCUUACUGAUACUGUUGUCGCUAUGAUCGGAAGCUCACGCAACAGAGAUGUGAAAGAAAAGAUAUUGGUUACCUUGAAAGAUCUUGUAGAAGGGAAUCUGAGAAAUAAGAAUAAAGUGGUUGAGUCCGAGGGGUUUGAUCACAUCAUUCCAUGCUUAGGGAUUGACUCAAGCCUAUCAGAUGCUGCAGUUGAGUUGCUAUAUGUGUUACUGCAAGAUAGAUCCAGAUGGGAUGCAUCUGUUUCCCGGAAACUUUCUUACCACCGAUGUGCAAUCCAUUUCCUUGUUACCUUCCUCAACAGUCCAGACAGAAGGUCAACAGAAAAAGCUGAAGAAAUCUUGAUGAAGCUCUGUGAUGAAGAUGAGGAGAACAUUGUCCGUGCCGCUGAGGCAGACUGGUUCCAACCACUUAUUGGCUGUAUAAUUCGAGGGUCAGAAUCCUCAAGGAUAUCAAUUGUGAGAGCACUUGUUAGCAUGGAACUUGAUGAACAAAACAUAAUGCUACUCGGUGAGGCGGGAGUGAUCCCUCCUUUGCUUGAAAUGGCAUCUGGAAAUAUUGAGUCGAAAGAGCUGUCUUUAUCUGCAUUGGUUAAGCUAUCAGGUUGUCAUGAAAACAAGAAGCGUGUUGCUGCUGCUGGUGGGGUUCCUCUUCUUCUCGAGCUAACCUUCUCUUUCCAUUUACGCACGAUUAUAAUAGCAAAAUGCUCUGAGGUCCUUGAAAAACUUGCUUCCAAUGGUGAUGGGACUAAAUUCUUUGUCGAUGAAAGAGGGAACCAACUUGAGGUGGAGCCAAUCAUCACCAAUUUGUUAGCUUUUCAGCAGAAUCCCAACACAUCAUAUAUGGUGAGGCGACCUGCCCUUCGCACGCUUCUUAAAAUUUGUCAAUCUGAAUCUGGACUUGUUAAGAUGGCUAUUCUCUCUUCAAGUGGUGUUUCAUUAAUCCUUCUUCUUCUUGAUGACUCUGAUCUUGAAAUCCGUGCAACUGCGAUACAUCUUCUCUUCCUCUUCUCACAGCAUGAGCCAGAAGGAGUGGUGGAAUACCUUCUCAAGCCAAGAAGGCUUGAGGCUUUAGUGGGUUUUCUAGAAAAUAACAAAAAUAGUGACGUACAAAUGGCUGCAGCUGGUUUACUGGCCAAUCUUCCAAAGUCAGAAGAAUCACUCACCAAGAAACUGAUAGAAUUGGAUGGUCUGAGUUCAAUUAUAAGCAUAUUAAGAUCGGGGUCAAUGGAAGCACAAGAAAACGCUUUGAGCGCUCUUUUCAGGUUUACAGACCCCACAAAUAUGGAGUCACAGCGGAUUGUGGUCGAACUAGGUGUAUACCCUUUGCUUGUGAAAUUUCUGGAGUCAAGUUCAGUGACAGCAAAGGCAAGAGCAGCUGCUUUAAUUGGAAACCUUUCUUUAAGCAGUCCCAAACUAACUGUUCUGACCAAAACAGUUGGUUUCUGGUGUUUUCGUCCACCACGCGGCCCUUUAUGCCCGGCCCAUGGGGGUACUUGUAGUGUCAAUACCACAUUUUGCAUGUUGGAAGCAAAUGUGGUUCUUAAAAUGGUCAAUAUGUUGCACGAAAGGGUUCACGCGACGACCUAUGAAGUAAUUCAGGCGCUUUCAACUCUCGUUCGCGCAGAGUCUCCUCAAAAAGGGGCCAAUGUUUUGCAUCAAUUUGAAGCAAUUCAGCCGAUAUUGGAGGUUUUGAGCUGGGGAAGUGAGUCAUUAAAGGAAGAGGCAUUGAGGCUAUUGGAAAAGGUUUUUACAUCGAGGGAAGUGGUGGAGGUUUAUAGAGCGGCAGCUAGGCUAAUGCUUGUUAGAUUGACUGGUUCCAGCAUAAACGAAGGGGGGAAGCUUCAAAGGAAGGCGGCUACAGUUUUGGCGAUGGUUGAACGUUAUUCGAGGUCGUCGAGACCUCUGGUUUCUGGGUUAAGCAGAUGAAAAAAUCCUGGUGAUUUCAAUGGAAUAGAGAACUCAACCGUUUUAGGUGUAGUUGGCUUUCCAAAUGGAUCAGGUACAAUUUUUUUGAUACUAGCAGUGGAGCAGGGGGCUCUCGGGGUUCGAACCCAGGUACAUGACCGGGUCCGGGAUAGCACUUAAGUGCUCAGUUUGCACCACUGCCUUAUCACCCCAUUGCUCAAAUUGAUUAGUUACAUUCAGAACAAUUAGAAUGAGAUCCAAGUGUUUGGGAAUUUUUAGCCAUUAUAUAUACCUGUAAGUAUAUGAGAAAAUUUUCAAUGUAAUGGUUAUUUGUAGCGCAUCUCUCAUAUUGGGGUGGGACCCACACAUACAUGGGGCCCACAUCAUGUGAGAGGGCGUUACAUAUAACCGUUGCAUUGAAACAUUUUUCUUAAUCUAGGCAUAUAUAAAAGAGUGCCAGGUAGUUUCGAAAAGAGGGGAACACCUGACUGUUGCCUUUCCUGUGUACAUGAGUACUAAUAUCCUUCCCUCCAGUUGCACUCUAUAGAUUUAGUUUACCUAA
Molecule: messenger RNA, 4055 nt
Organism: Rhododendron vialii
Lineage: Eukaryota; Viridiplantae; Streptophyta; Magnoliopsida; Ericales; Ericaceae
Product: U-box domain-containing protein 44-like
Exons: 5
Coding region: 473-3514 (1013 amino acids)
Biological process (GO): protein ubiquitination; cell surface receptor signaling pathway
Molecular function (GO): protein binding; ubiquitin-protein transferase activity
Source: RefSeq, a predicted model, not a curated record